This is a messenger RNA of Ascoidea rubescens DSM 1968, 3129 nucleotides long. RefSeq names its product Kap104p (gene KAP104). Lineage: Eukaryota; Fungi; Ascomycota; Saccharomycetes; Ascoideales; Ascoideaceae. The transcript has a single exon. Gene Ontology annotation, molecular function: small GTPase binding; nuclear import signal receptor activity. The record is from RefSeq and is a predicted model, not a curated record. Gene Ontology annotation, cellular component: nucleus; cytoplasm. Bases 221 to 3043 code for a protein of 940 amino acids. Gene Ontology annotation, biological process: protein import into nucleus.
AUUUUUUUUUUGACCUGAUUCAAUUUUUUUUCAGUGUUUUUAUUUCAUUUUGCUCGUUUUACACUCAAUUUGUUUUGACCUAAUUUGUGUCUGAUAUCUGUCUGUUUGGGCUUGAUUCUCUACCAGAUAGCUUUGCAAUUUGCAGCAGAUCUAUUUAACUCUCUCUGCUCAGCUACUUUUUCUCAGAAAUCCUUCUGUCGACAUAACAUCUCACUGCAAGAUGGCAAAUUGGCUAAUUAACCCAUCUUCUCUAGACCAACUAAGGAAAAUCCUUGCAGGUUCACUAUCAAAAAACAGCAGCGAAAGAUCUCUUGCUAAUGAAGCACUCAAACAAGCCCAGCUUGACCGGGACUUUGACAACUACUUGGUUCACAUCUUAGUGGAAGACGAAGUGUCUUCGAUUGAGGUCAGGGCUGGCGCCGGUUUGUUACUAAAGAACAAUUUCCUAAAGAGAAAUUACUUGGACUCAAAAUCGCUGGAUUUUUUUGACUAUAUCAAGAAAACAAUAUUGAAAGGUUUGUUUGUGAACAUCACUCUUAUCAAAAACAUCACUGGUAAUGUCAUAACUGCAUUGUUCUCCAUAUUGACCAUCAACAAUUGGCCACAGGUGCUCAUAGACUUGUUAAAUUUGGCUGAUCCUUCCAACAACCAACCUAUUUACGUUCAAGAAAAUUCAAUCUCUGCUUUUUUAAAAAUUUGUGAAGAUUCUGCAACUAUUUUAGAGAAACCUAUGAAAAACACAAACGAGAUUCCCUUGGAUUUUAUCAUCCCAAGAGUGCUUUCUCUAUUAAGUUCUUCUUCAAAUAAAGUCAGGGCUGACUCCAUUUCAUGUAUCAAUCAAUUUGUAUUAUUAGGAAACUCUUCAGUCUCCAAUCAUUUGGAAUUAUAUUUAUCCAAAUUGUUCAAUUUGGCAUCACAGAGUGAUUCAAAUAUUCGAAAAAAUGUUUGUUCUGCUUUCUCUUUGAUUUUAGACUCAAGACCUGAUAUUUUAUCUCCACAUUUAGAAGGUGUGACCAACUACUGUCUUCAUACUAUAAACGAUUCUAACUACGAUGUUUCAUUGGAAGCCUGUGAAUUUUUAUUAUGUCUAGCAACUUCUUCUUUACCCCCUGCAGUCAUUGAACCAUUUUUGCCCAAUAUGUUGCCAAUUUUACUAGCAAAAAUGGUUUACUCUCCAGACGAAAUUUUGGACUUACAAGCUCUAGAUUCUAAUAAUGACUCAAAUGUUCAAGAUAAAGACGAAGAUAUUAAACCAUUAAAUGCCAGGAAUAAAACUCAUAAACAGGCCAACGGCAAUAGAUCUCAAGCGACUUUUGACGGCGAUGAUACUGAGGACGAAGGAUACUAUGAUGAUUAUGAUGACGAUGACGAUGAUGAUGAAGGAAUUGAUGAUGAAGAUGAUCAGCUCAGCUCAAACUGGACUCUAAGGAAAUGUGCUGCUGCAACUUUAGAUCUCUUAGCUAAUUGUAUGGCUGAAUCUGUAUUAAAAAUAACUUUACCAAUUUUGAAAGAAAGACUUACCUCAAAUGAAUGGCCAAUUCGUGAAGCUGCCAUUUUGGCCUUUGGUGCAAUCAAGGAAGCUGCGAUCGAACACUCCAACCAUGAGCUACCUGCUUUGAUACCCUAUUUAGUUGACACUUUGCAAGAUUUGAACUCUUCUGUAAGACAGAUCAGUUGCUGGACUUUAUCUCGUUAUUCAACCUGGAUUUGCUCAGAAGUUCAUAAAAACGGCCAAUUUGCUAGCUACUUCUUACCAACUUUUCAAGCUAUUAUGGCUUGUGGUUUAGAUAAGAAAAAAAUCGUUCAAGAGAGUGCUUGCACUGCAAUUGCUAAUUUUAUUACAAACGCAGAUUUGUCUUUUGUAUUUCAAUUAGCUGAACCUUUAUUAAAGUUUUUCACUCAAUGUUUUGAACAAUACCAACGCAAAAAUUUAGUUAUUCUAUAUGAUGCUGUUCAAACUUUUGUUGAUAAAAUAGGAUACCAUUUGACUGAAAAACCCGAAUAUUAUAAUACUUUAUUACCACCCUUAUUGAAAAAAUGGGAAGAAUUGGAUGAUGAAGAUAAAGGAUUAUGGCCCUUAUUAGAAUGUCUUUCGUCUGUUGCAGCAACUUUAGGUGAAGCUUUUGCUCCUUUUGCUCUUCCUGUUUAUCAACGAUCAAUUAAAAUCUUGUUAAAUUGCAUAAAAAUCGAUCGGUUAUCUCAAAACGACCCAAGAAUUGAAUUGCCAGAAUCUGACUUUAUGGUUACGGCAAUGGAUUUAAUUGAUGGCUUAAUUCAAGGACUAGGAUCUCAUUCAGCUGAUUUAAUUCAACAACAGAAAUUGGAUAAUCCCGAAACUAACUUGAUGGAAUUGCUUUUAAUUUGUUUUGAAAACCCCAUCAAUGAAGUUAGACAAUCCGCUUAUGCUCUUUUGGGUGAUUUAGCUAUAUUUGUGUUUAGACCAAUUGUCUUUCCAUAUUUAAAUUCAUUAAUAAGUUUAAUUGGGAAAGAAAUUGUUCAAAGAAAUGCAUUAUCAAAUGCUGUAUGUAAUAAUGCAACAUGGUCUUUAGGUGAAAUGGCAUUGAAAUUAAAUGAAGAAGAAUUGAAACCUUAUUUGGAUCAAUUGGUUCCAUUAUUAUUGUCUCUAUUAAAAUCAAAUCAAGUUCAAACAACUGUUUUAGAAAAUGCUGCUAUUACCAUUGGUAGAAUUGGUAUUUGUUGUCCAUCAGCAUUUGCCCCAUUUUUAUCAAGCUUUAUUUUAGAAUGGACCACUCAUAUGAAAUAUUUGGAAGAAAACAGUGAGAAAGAGUCGUCAUUUAAAGGAAUCUGCAACAUAAUAUCAUUGAAUCCAACAGGAUUUGGAAACUCUCCUCAAGGGAAUUCCAAUUUAGCUAUAUUUAUAGAUUGUAUUACAACUUACUCUCAACCUGGAGAAGAAUUGGGGAAUAUAUUCCAUAAAUUAUUAGCUGGUUAUCGCGAUAUGCUAGGAAACGAAUGGAACACAUUAUUAAGCCGAUUAGAUUUUGAAUCUCAACAAGUUUUACACAACACUUACAAUGUCUAACUGGCUGAAUUUACACAGUUUGAUUUUUUAAUACAUAAAAUUUUAUGAAGUUAUCAACAAAAGUUGUUCAUAAUGAUUGUUAAAUG